GUAGAUUGGUGAAUAGUGACUUAUAGCGUGUUUGAGUUGAGUGUUUCUUGAAUCAGUAAUCUCUCUGUGGAAGAUUAAGGCCGUGUUUGGAUAGAAUUAGAAAAAUGGAGGAUGACGCUUCCAACUCAGUGCGCCGCAUGUCAAGCCGAACCCGAAAGGUUGCGUCCAAAAUGGCCGCCGCACUUGCCAGCUCUGACAACCGCACUCAGGCGGCACUUGCCCGUUUGGAUGCCUUGGAGAAUGACAAUGCCGGGUUUGAAAUCGCUGAUGCUAAUAAUGACGACGACGAUGCUUCUUUAGACGAUGAAGAUCAACUGUAUGUACAGAAAAAACAAUCUAAAGGCACCAAGAGGAAGACGAGGCAGGCAAAAGCACUUGAAGCUAGGAAGGCCCCAAGAACAUUCCUUGAGCUCUUACAUGAGGCAAAUUUAGAAUCAUUGCCCCCACAUGUUCCCUCCUAUUGGAAAGCUGCAGUUGGACCUCCGAGCUCAACUUCCCGCCGCCACUUUUGCACUGUUUGUGGUUUUUCUGCCAAUUACACUUGUGUGAGAUGUGGUAUGCGCUUUUGUUCAUAUAGAUGUCAAAAUGUGCACAAUGAUACCCGUUGCUUGAAAUUUGUAGCCUGAUACAUGUUACAUUUUGAGCCUAGUAUUGGAUCCAUGCUAUUGUAAGUUUAUCAUAUAUCAACUUUCCCUUUUUUGUUUCCCUUUUGAGACUAGUGUUUCACUUAUCUGGUGAUAAGGUAAUAGCUGAAAAAUGUAUAGUCUG
This is a messenger RNA of Abrus precatorius (Indian licorice), 768 nucleotides long. Its product is annotated as SWR1 complex subunit 6. NCBI's taxonomy places the organism in Eukaryota, Viridiplantae, Streptophyta, Magnoliopsida, Fabales, Fabaceae. Gene Ontology annotation, molecular function: nucleosome binding. The record is from RefSeq and is a predicted model, not a curated record. The transcript is spliced from 4 exons. Bases 105 to 626 code for a protein of 173 amino acids. Gene Ontology annotation, cellular component: Swr1 complex. Gene Ontology annotation, biological process: chromatin remodeling.